GGCUGCUCGGACGACCCAUUCCCCAUUUACCCAUAUCUGUCCGAUUGGCAGCUACCGAAAGGUUUCGCCUCAUUCUGUCAAAACCCUAGCACGCACGAUCCACCUCCGCUGCCGCCCUCGCAUCGUCCUCUUCUUCCGUCCAGAGACCAGAGUCGAGGUGUUAUACUCUAGUUUCAACGAUGAAGCUGAUCGCUGCCUACCUGCUGGCGUAUCUUGGUGGGAACUCGUGCCCAACUGCCGAUGACAUCAAGAACAUCCUGGAGUCAGUUGGGGCUGAAGCUGAUGAAGACAAACUUGAGUUCCUUCUUGCUGAACUCAAAGAUAAGGACAUAACGGAGGUGAUUGCAGCUGGAAGGGAGAAGUUUGCCUCUGUGCCUUCAGGUGGCGGUGCCAUCUCUGUCGGAGCUCCAGCUGCUGCAGCUGCUGGUGGUGCGGCGCCUGCUGCAGAGGCAAAGAAGGAGGAGAAGGUUGAAGAGAAGGAAGAAUCCGAUGACGACAUGGGUUUCAGUUUGUUCGACUAAGUACUUCUGCCUGCUUUAGUUUACCCUAGUACCUAUCAUGUGUGGUCUUCUAGACGUUGUCUACACCAUCUAGAGGCCCAUAGUUUGUGUCAUUCUGCUUGCGACAUUGUAUAUGUCUAGUACCUUCGUAUGCUGAGUUGCCUAUGGAGUCUUGAGAAGUUGAAUGAUAAUCUUCAGGAAUUGAAGUUUGAGCAUCCAUCUGCUGAUGUUGGCUGUCGUCAUCAUCUAUUUGAUUUCUUUUAUGGUU
Molecule: messenger RNA, 768 nt
Organism: Brachypodium distachyon (stiff brome)
Lineage: Eukaryota; Viridiplantae; Streptophyta; Magnoliopsida; Poales; Poaceae
Product: 60S acidic ribosomal protein P2B
Exons: 4
Coding region: 180-521 (113 amino acids)
Biological process (GO): cytoplasmic translational elongation
Cellular component (GO): ribosome; cytosolic large ribosomal subunit
Molecular function (GO): structural constituent of ribosome
Source: RefSeq, a predicted model, not a curated record